AAACACCCCACAGCAUGCCUCCUCUCCUCUCCCUGUUUAAAUAUAUAAAUUCUUGCAAAACUCUUCACAGAAAAACACCCCCCUCAGUUUGUCGCGUUUAUUCGCUUUAAACGGAACUCUAAUGACAUCACAUUGCUGCAAUGCUGCGCUGUCCAUGAAAGGUGUCAGUCGUUUCCUGUGAUAACCGAGGAAGUGUCCACUGGCCGCUCCAGACAUCAUCAUGGCGUGACGGCGGGUAUAUUCCUCAAUAUACCGGGCUCGUAUUUGUGCAGGUGGACGUUUGCAUUAUCAGACAGCGGCUCCCAAUUUCUGUUUGUUUGUUUUCCCUGGGAUACAGAAGAUUUUCCUGACGCAUCCCGCCCCGAGAAAUCGAAGGAGAAGCGGACGGAGGAAGUCGUGUAUGAAAGCUAAUUGCUCGCAUGACUGCGCAUACUAUAAGAGGAGACUGCGUGUGUGUGUGUAGGUGUGUGUGUGUUGGCAUGGGUGGGAUUCCUUCAUCGCCCCUCAGACAGUAGGAACUUAUGACAACCAAUGGCUCAGGAGAUGAACUGAAGCAGGAGCGUUUGUUUGCAGGGUUGCGAUCUGAAUCAGAACACCAGUGUUUACGGAUAGUUUUCUUCUAGACUCCAAUUUGACGCCAACGUCGUUCUGUUUUUUCAGGAAAGUCUAACUAUCGCUUCGAGAAGAGCUGCGGUUCUCCAUCCGAACAACAUCUCCUCUCUCUCUCUUUCUCUGCUUACUGCAAUACAUACGAGGUGUGAGAUUUAUAGAGAAUGUAACCCUUCUUGCUCUAUUUCUGGGAAUAUUUUGCCCUAUAAAACAAUACGGGAGACUUAUUGGUGCCACCAGCUCCGACGCAAACCUCGGACUAUCCCGAGCUUUUUUCUCUUUGGAUUUGGCGGAUUUCAGCUGUGCAUCUUCAGGAUUUAAGCCUCAAUCGGUAUCCUAGUGGGAUUUUAGGUGGGAUUUUUUCAUCUCGACACAGACUGCUCUGAAGUGAACACAGUUGAGGGGCAUCCACCACUGGCCAGUGUCCGGGAGUUUUUUCACGAGCUUUGAAGGCCUCGGCUAUGCCCUGAUUCUCUGACAGCUGCCUAACCAGAAUGCUGAUGCUAACCCUGUGAUGGAGACCAGGGCUUGAUAUUUGAAACAGAUGCAGACUAGAAGAUACAGGUUUCCUUGAUUUAUUAUGGGCACAACCUCAAAGAGCAACCCCUAACCCUAAACCCAUCUUGAACCCUUCAGAUGUUGACAAAUCCCAGUGCCUGAAAAAUAAUCACCAAUGGACCGGCUGGUUCUGUGCGUGCUGCUGUGUGCAGCUCUGGUGAAAGGCUACAGCUGCCCCGGCCGGUGCAUCUGCCAGCACCUCUCGCCCACUCUGACCUUGCUUUGUGCAAAAACAGGGUUGCUAUUCGUGCCCCCCACCAUUGACCGCAAGACAGUGGAGCUGCGACUUACAGACAACUUUAUCACCAUCAUCCGCAAGAAGGACUUUCUCAACAUGACCAGCUUGGUCCACCUCACCCUAUCCCGAAACACGAUCAGCCAGAUCGUCCCCCAUGCCUUUCUAAGCCUGCGCUCACUGAGGGCUCUCCACAUGGAUGGGAAUCGACUCAGCAUCAUAAAGAGCGAUCACUUCAAGGGCCUCAGCAACCUGCGGCACCUCAUUCUGGGAAACAACCAGAUCCACCAAGUGGCCCCAACUUCCUUUGACGUGUUUGUCUUCACUAUUGAGGACUUGGAUCUUUCCAACAACAACCUGCGCAGCCUUCCAUGGGAAGCCAUAGCCAGAAUGACCAAUAUUAACACACUCACCUUGGACCACAACCUAAUUGAUCACAUUGAAGCAGGAACUUUCACUCUGCUAACUAAACUGGUCCGCCUGGACAUGACCUCUAAUCGUUUACAGAAGCUUCCGCCAGACAGCCUGUUCCAGCAUGCUCAGGUCUUGUCCGAUGCUAAGGGCUCCAGCUCAUCCACCCUGGCUGUUAGCUUUGGCGGGAAUCCUCUUCACUGCAACUGCGAGCUGCUGUGGCUGCGUCGGCUAACUCGGGAGGACGACUUGGAGACCUGUGCCUCGCCGGAACACCUCUUGGACAAAUAUUUCUGGUCUAUACAAGAGGAGGAGUUUAUCUGCGAGCCCCCGCUGAUCACCAAAUAUUACGCCUCUAAGCCCUAUGUCAUGGAGGGGCAAGGUGUAACUUUAAAGUGCAAAGCCAUGGGGGAUCCAGACCCAGACAUUCACUGGAGGUCACCAGAUGGCAAGCUGGUGCAUAACAACUCUCGCACCAUCCUGUAUGAUAACGGCACCCUUGAUAUUCUCAUCACUACGCUGAAGGACAGCGGGUCAUUUAACUGCGUGGCUUCCAAUGCUGCAGGUAUCGCCACAGCUGCUGUCGAGAUCAGCAUGAUCCCCUUACCCUUGUUCGUUAACAACACAGGCCACAUGCGUGAGGACCCCGGCCUUUCUGACAUCACCACCUCCUCUAAAGCCGGCAACGACACAAAAGGCUACGACAAGCAUGACAGGAGGGUGCUGGUCACGGAGCUGACCUCUUCCUCCGCCGUGAUCCGCUGGCCAUCUGAACGCCACAUCCCCGGUAUCAGAAUGUACCAGAUUCAGUACAACAGCACAACAGAUGACACUUUGGUGUACAGAAUGAUUCCGUCUACUAGCAAGAGCUUUCUCAUCAAUGAUCUGGCUGGAGGACGGGAGUACGACCUUUGCGUGCUGGCCGUGUACGACGACGGCAUCACGUCGCUCACAGCCACACGUGUAGUCGGCUGUGUGCAGUUCCACACAGCCAGCGAAGUCAGCCAGUGCCGGUUCAUGCACAGCCAGUUCCUGGGAGGCACCAUGAUCAUCAUUAUCGGCGGCAUCAUCGUUGCUUCGGUGCUGGUGUUCAUCAUCAUCCUGAUGAUCCGCUACAAGGCCUAUAGCAGCCCUGUCGACAGCAAGGCUAAGGUCAGUUCCACCAUGCACUCGCAAACCAAUGGCAGUCAGCAGCGGCUGCAGCGCUCGGCUUCCAGGCAGCCAUCUGACGAGGGUGAAGCUCAAGCACCCAAAGAGUGCAUGGCUCUGGUACUCAGGGUGGACAGUGAGAAGAAGGAGGACCCUGCCGCCACUACCUCUAUCCUCGAAGUGGAAUUGCCUCCAAAUGUGGACAAGAUUAAGAGAAGGAGCAGCAUGGAUGCUCAGCGCUCCGGACCACCAUCAGAGGACACGCAGACAGACAGCAGCCUGACAGGCUCCACCAUGUCCCUCUGUCUCAUAGGCUCCAACGCCGGCACUAAGGAGGCUCCCAGGCUUAAGGACAAGAAAAGCGCCCUGGCCAGCGUGGGAUUACUCCCCAACGAGCUGGCACGAACUAGGCACAGAUUCUCUUUUGACGGUGGGGAUUAUUCCAUAUUUCAGAGUCAUAGUUACCCGCGCAGAGCGAGGACGAGGUGGCACAGGUCCACCAACCAGCUUAACAUGGAAUCAUCGCCACUUGCCAACAGGAGAGUUACAUUUAGCAGCACUGAGUGGAUGCUGGAGAGCACUGUCUGAGGAAAGCAGUGUAGCAAAAAAAAAAGUUUAAAAAGAAACAAACGCAUAUCUAAAACCACAAAACGUCUACAUGCCAUACAGCACAAUGAUAAAAAACAAGCACAUUUACAUACUCAUGCUGACUUCCUGUGAGUUGCUGGAGAAGAACAGCCUCCUGUCACCCUGAUUCCCCAUCGUUCUCCCAGAGCAGUUUAUUUAGGCCAUGUCUCUUCUUUUUUGCAGCGGUGCCUUAUUCUUUAAAUGUAUGAAUGGAGGAUGCUGCUCACUGUAGUCAAGCCUUCCUCUCCGUUAUCGCCUCCCACUCUGAUGGCGGUGGGAAGUGUUGUUUUGGCUUUUUGGUUUUCACUGUUUUCUGUGGCACACCAAGGGGGGUGUGGCAUUUGGAUGUGACUGUUUUAUUGUUAAAAAAAGCAUAAUAAGAAAAAACUACAAAAAAAAAAAAAGCUUCAUCAAGCAGUAACUUGUAAAGUGAACAGCCAGGUACCCUGUUAUGUCAAUCAUGUUUUGGGUUUUUUCAAUGAAAAAAAAAACAAAAACUUUUGCACAGAAGACACGAGAUACGAGGACAAGUAUCAACACCAGUCUAUACAAUAUUAUUAAGAAAAAGCUGAGUUUUUGACUGCUCAUUUCUAAUUUAGUGGAUAAAAAGAGUGGAUGUGAAAACCUGCCAUGGACGGUCAGACUGUGUGAUGUUGAAUAGGUAUUGUUCCAGACGUGACUGUAUAUUCAUCGGGUACUGUAUCUGGCUGGUCUAGAUAAGAGGCGGCAAACAAAAAAAAAAAAAAGACAUAUAUAAGUAUAUUAAAACAUUGGUGUAUGUGUACUAACUAUGUAAAGUAAAUAAGUCAUAUGUCACAUGACUUUUUACAUUGCAUUUUGGUGUUGGCUGCGAGUUUUUACAUUAAAAACCUGUCAUCACUCCUCUUAAUAUUUAGUAUGUCCAAGUUUGAACCAUUUAUCCCCUCAUGAAGGGUAUUAAAUUUUUUGUGUGGGUUAACUGUA
Molecule: messenger RNA, 4552 nt
Organism: Girardinichthys multiradiatus
Lineage: Eukaryota; Metazoa; Chordata; Actinopteri; Cyprinodontiformes; Goodeidae
Gene: lrfn1
Product: leucine rich repeat and fibronectin type III domain containing 1
Exons: 6
Coding region: 1283-3550 (755 amino acids)
Molecular function (GO): protein binding
Source: RefSeq, a predicted model, not a curated record